Esox lucius (northern pike) is the source of this 11432-nucleotide messenger RNA. RefSeq names its product fibrillin-2. Gene Ontology annotation, molecular function: calcium ion binding. The coding region runs from base 1 to 8817 and encodes 2938 amino acids. Lineage: Eukaryota; Metazoa; Chordata; Actinopteri; Esociformes; Esocidae. The transcript is spliced from 65 exons. The record is from RefSeq and is a predicted model, not a curated record.
AUGUGGACCAAGAGGCUUUUUCCGUACUUGAUUGGACUGGUGGCGUUGGCGGAUUUUCUUGUGGUAAAAGUAGUAGGACAAGAGCCUUCAACGCCCAGGGGGAAAUCGCUUAUCAAGGUGGAUGGAGAUGAAACGCCUGCCUCAAAUCGAGUGAGGCGAAGAGGAAAGCAAGAAUCCCUGCGAGGGCCCAAUGUUUGUGGAUCCCGUUUACACUCCUACUGCUGCCCUGGCUGGAAGACUCUGCCAGGGGGCAACCAGUGUGUUGUGCCCAUAUGCCGGAACAGCUGUGGAGAUGGAUUUUGCUCACGUCCCAACAUGUGCACGUGUCCCAGCGGCCAGAUUGCACCAACCUGUGGGACCAAGACCACCCAGCAGUGUGACACCCGCUGUAUGAACGGCGGCCACUGUGUCCAGGACCACUGCCAGUGUCUGAAGGGAUACUCUGGCUCGUACUGUGGACAGCCUGUCUGUGAUGGUAAGUGCCAAAAUGGUGGACGCUGCAUUGGACCCGACCGCUGUGCCUGUAUCUACGGCUUCACCGGGCCCCUGUGUGAACGAGACUACCGGACCGGGCCGUGCUUCACGCAGGUUGUCAACCAGAUGUGCCAGGGCCAAGUGAGUGGCAUCGUGUGCACCAAGGCCCUGUGCUGCGCCACGGUGGGUCGCGCCUGGGGACACCCCUGCGAGACGUGCCCCGCCCAGCCUCAGCCGUGCCGCCGCGGCUUCGUCCCCAACAUACGCACCGGCGCCUGUCAGGACGUUGAUGAGUGCCAGGCCAUCCCGGGACUCUGCCAGGGAGGACAUUGCAUCAACACGGUGGGUUCGUACCAGUGUAAAUGCCCGCCUGGACACCGGCAGAACGAGGUCUCCCAGAAGUGCCAGGAUGUGGAUGAGUGUAACACCAUUUCCCGUGUGUGUGACAGAGGGCAGUGUGUGAACUCUGCGGGCAGUUACUCCUGCGUCUGUCCCUCAGGCUUCAUUACGUCCCCAGACAAAACUCGCUGCUUUGACCAGCGGCCAGGCUCGUGUUUCGGGGGCCUGCUGAAUGGACGCUGUGCACAAGAGCUUCCCGGCCUUUUCAGUAAAUCUGCGUGUUGCUGUGACAGCGGACGCUGCUGGGCACGAGGGGCACUGCCCGAAAUGUGCCCUGUCCGAGGGUCUGAGGAGUACCGCAGACUAUGUGUGGAAGGAGUCCCUGUCCGGCCUUACCCAGGGUACGACCCGUCCAGGCCCAGCGGAGGGUACGACCCGUCCAGGCCCAGCGGAGGGUACGACCCAUCCAGGCCCAGCGGAGGGUACGACCCGUCCAGGCCCAACGGAGGGUACGACCCGUCCAGGCCCAGCGGAGGGUACGACCCGUCCAGGCCCAGCGGAGGGUACGACCCGUCCAGGCCCAGCGGAGGGUACGACCCGUCCAGGCCCAACGGAGGGUACGACCCGUCCAGGCCCAACGGAGGGUACGACCCGUCCCUGAAUGGCCAAGGGAUUCCCAACGGGGACAGACACAGGCCGACCUUUGAAGACACGGCCGCCCUCAACCAGACGGUGGAUGUCUGCAGGCAGCUGCCCAACCUGUGUCUGCAUGGACGCUGCAUCCCCGCUGGAUCCAGCUACCGCUGUCAGUGCAACGUCGGCUACGCCGUGGACGCCCGCAGAGAAUGUUCCGAUGUGGACGAGUGCUCGUCGGACCCGUGCCCACAUGGGGACUGUGUCAACACAGCCGGGUCCUUCUACUGCAAGUGCCACACGGGGUUUCUCCGAAUCCCAGGGAAGCAGGCUUGCAUUGACAUUGACGAGUGCCUGCACAAUGGGCUGCUGUGUAAAAACGGCCGCUGUCUGAACACGGAAGGCACUUUCCAGUGCAUCUGUAAUGCAGGUUUUCAGCUCACGCCAGAUGCCAGGAACUGUGUCGACCACGACGAAUGCGCCACCGCCAACAUGUGCCUGAACGGCAUGUGCAUCAACGAGGACGGCAGCUUCAAGUGCGUCUGCAAACCCGGGUUCACCCUGGCCCCCACCGGCCGCUACUGCACAGAUGUUGAUGAGUGUCUGACUCCGGGGAUGUGUAUGAACGGCCACUGCAUCAACAGUGAGGGGUCCUUUAGGUGUGAGUGCCUGGCCGGGUUGGCGGUGGGUGUGGAUGGACGCUUCUGUGCAGACACGCACAUGCGCAGCACCUGCUACGGGGCCAUAAAGAAGGGUUCGUGUGUGCGGCCCUUCCAGGGCGCCGUCACCAAAUCGGAGUGCUGCUGUGCCAACACGGACUACGGCUUUGGGGAGCCCUGUUCAUCCUGCCCGGCCAAGAACUCCGCCGAGUUCCAGGCUCUGUGUGGGAGUGGAAUAGGCUUCUCAGUGGACGGCACAGACAUUAACGAGUGCGCCCUGGACCCUGAUAUCUGUUCCAACGGUGCGUGUGAGAACAUGAGAGGUGGCUUCCGCUGUGCCUGUGACAUUGGCUACGAGUCCGACGGCACCGGAAAGAACUGCGUGGACAUCGACGAGUGCCUUGUCAACCGGCUCCUCUGUGACAAUGGACUGUGCCGGAACAUUCCCGGCAGCUACAGCUGCACCUGCCCCAAGGGCUACGUCUUCAGGCCGGACUCGGAGACGUGUGAAGAUGUGAACGAGUGUGAGAGCGCCCCCUGUCUCAACGGCCAGUGUAGAAACACAGCCGGCUCCUUCGCCUGCGAGUGCUCCCCUGAGAGCAGGCUGGACGCCACCGGACUCAUCUGCAUCGACAGCGUCAAGGGGACCUGCUGGCUGAAUAUCCAAGAUGGCCGCUGUGAGGUCAACAUCAAUGGUGGAACGCUCAGGUCAGAGUGCUGUGCCACCCUGGGCGCCGCCUGGGGAAGUCCCUGUGAGCAGUGUGAGAUAGAUCCUCUUUGCUCCAGAGGCUUUGCCAGGCCGCGAGGGCUCAAAUGUGAAGAUGUGAAUGAGUGUGAGGUGUUCCCAGGUGUGUGUCCUAAUGGACUCUGUGUGAACAACAAGGGUUCCUUUUCGUGCCAGUGUUCUGAUGGUCUGACAUUGGACUCCAGCGGCAGAGUGUGUGUGGACUUGCGCUCUGAACACUGCUUCCUGACGUGGGAGGAGGACUCGUGCGCCAAGCCCGUGCCCGGGCGCUUCCGCAUGGAUGCCUGCUGCUGCACGGUGGGCGCUGCCUGGGGGCGGGAGUGUGAGGCGUGCCCACUACCUGGCACCCCCGAGUACGAUGCCCUCUGUCCCCGAGGACCGGGCUUUGCCAACCGCGGAGACGUCCUGACAGGAAGGCCAUUCUACAAAGACAUCAAUGAGUGUAAGGGUUUCCCCAGCUUGUGUGUGCAUGGCACGUGCCGCAACACAAUUGGCAGUUUCAGGUGCCACUGUCCCCAAGGAUUUGCCCUGGACAUGGAAGAACGCAACUGUACAGACAUAGACGAGUGUCGCAUCUCUCCGGAUCUGUGUGGUCGUGGAGUCUGUGUCAACACUCUGGGUGAUUUUGGGUGCGAGUGCUUCGAGGGCUACGAGAGCGGCUUCAUGAUGAUGAAGAACUGCAUGGACAUUGACGAGUGUGAGCGUGACCCGUCCCUCUGCCAUGGGGGUUCUUGUGAGAACACUGAGGGCAGCUAUGAGUGCCUGUGCCCCCUGGGACACCAGCUGGCUGCAGACGGGGCAGCGUGCGAGGAUUACAACGAGUGUGAGCAGGGCGUCAGCCUGUGUCUGCACGGCCGGUGCGUUAACGUGCCUGGGACCUACCGCUGCUCGUGUGAUUCUGGUUACCAAGCGACGCCUGACAAGCAGAGCUGCGUAGACAUUGACGAGUGCUCCAUCGAGAACGGUGGCUGUGACUUGCACUGUACCAACUCCGAGGGGAGCUAUGAGUGCAGCUGCAGCAAGGGCUACGAGCUGACGCCAGACGGGAGGAGCUGUUCUGAUGUGGAUGAGUGUGAACAGGAGCCUGACAUUUGUGAAGGAGGACAGUGCACCAACGUCCCUGGCCAGUACCACUGUCUGUGUCACGAUGGCUUUAUGGCCGCCUUGGACUCCAGGUCCUGCAUAGAUGUGAACGAGUGCGACCUGAAUCCUAACAUCUGUAUGCAGGGAGAAUGUGAGAACACCAAGGGUUCCUUCAUCUGUCACUGUCAGCCUGGCUUCUCGGUCAGGAAAGGAACUUCUGGAUGCACAGAUGUGGACGAGUGUGAGUCCAGGGCCCACGACUGUCACGUCAACGGCAUCUGUGUCAACACCCCGGGGAGCUUCCGCUGUUCCUGUGGAGACGGCUGGACAGGCAACGGAGUUAACUGUAUAGAUCUGGACGAGUGCACCAAUGGGACGAGACGCUGCAGUGACGACGCUAAGUGUCUGAACACGCCCGGUUCCUACAGCUGUGUCUGCUUAGAAGGGUUCACUGGAGACGGCGUCACCUGUUCAGACGAGGAUGAGUGUGCAGAAAACGUGAACCUGUGUGAGAACGGCCAGUGUCUGAACACCCCAGGGGGUUACCGCUGCGAGUGUGAGAUGGGCUUCAACCCCGCCCCGGACAGCCGUACCUGCCAAGAUAUUGACGAGUGCACCUUCCAGAACAUCUGUGUGUUCGGGACCUGUAAGAACUUCCCCGGCAUGUUCCGCUGUCUCUGUGAAGAUGGCUAUGAGCUGGACCGCUCUGGAGGAAACUGUACAGAUGUGGACGAGUGCCUGGACCCGAUCAACUGUGUGAACGGGUUGUGUGUGAACACAGACGGCUCCUACGAGUGCAACUGUCCUCCAGACUUUGAGCUCAACCCCACCAGAGUCGGAUGUGUAGACACGCGUAUUGGGAACUGCUUCCUGGAGCAUGGGCGCAGGGGGAAGGGGCUGGCCUGCAGCGUGGAGAUCGGGGUGGCGGUGAGCCGCUCCGCCUGCUGUUGCUCCCUGGGCCGCGCCUGGGGAAACCCCUGCGAACACUGCCCCGCCACCAACUCCUCGGACUAUAAUGCUCUGUGUCCCGGAGGAGAGGGCUUCAGACCCAACCCCAUCACCAUCAUUCUGGAAGACAUCAACGAGUGUCAGGACCUGCCGGGCCUGUGUCAGGGUGGCAACUGUGUCAACACCUUCGGCAGCUUCCUGUGUGACUGUCCACCUGGCUUCUACCUCAACGCAGACAGUCGCAUCUGUGAAGACAUUUAUGAGUGUGAGGUGAUUCCUGGAUUAUGCGGUCCUGGCACCUGCUACAACACACUGGGGAACUAUACCUGUCUGUGUCCUCUGGAUUACAUGCAGGUCAAUGGAGGUCACGGCUGCGUGGACAUGAGAAAGAGCCUGUGCUACAGGAAUUUCAACGGCACGACGUGUGAGAACGAGCUGGCAUUCAACCUCACCAACAAGAUCUGCUGCUGUGCCUAUAACGUAGGCCGGGCUUGGAAUAGGCCCUGCGAGGCGUGUCCUAUUCCCGGCACUGGUGAAUACAAAACGCUCUGUGGAAACACCAUCCCUGGAUUCAAACUGGACAUAGAAACUGGGAAGGCAGUGGAUAUUGAUGAGUGCCGAGAGAUUCCGGGCAUCUGCGCCAACGGCGUGUGCAUCAACCAACUGGGCAGCUUCCGCUGUGAGUGCCCGACCGGCUUCAGCUACAACGACCUGCUGCUCGUCUGUGAAGACAUUGACGAGUGCAGCAGUGAGGAGAACCUGUGUCAGAGGAACGCUGACUGCAUCAACAGCCCGGGGAGCUACCGCUGCGAAUGCUCAGAGGGCUUCAAACUCUCCCCCUCCGGAGCCUGUGUGGACCGCAACGAGUGCCUGGAGACCCCCAACUUGUGCAGUCGCCAUGGCGAUUGCAGGGACCUCCGGGGUGGUUACGAGUGCCGGUGCCACCGGGGCUUCAAGGCCACGCCCAGCCGCAGGAUGUGUGUAGACGUGGAUGAGUGUGUGCGGUCUCCCUGUGGGAGAGGAGCCUGUAAGAACACCGUGGGCUCCUACAACUGCUUGUGUGACUCCGGCUUUCAGCUGUCCCUCAGCAACGACUGCGUGGAUAUCGACGAGUGUCGGACGUCCAACGGUAAACUCUGCCGGAACGGCCAGUGCAUCAACAGUGUGGGCUCUUUCCAGUGCCUGUGUGAUGAGGGCUACGAGUUAACGCCUGACGCCAAGAACUGCAUAGAUGUGAACGAGUGUGUGAUCCUCCCCAGGACGUGCUCUCCCGGGACAUGCCAGAACUUGGACGGGUCCUUUCGUUGUCUCUGUCCUCCGGGCUAUAUAGUCCAGAAUGAGCAGUGCAUAGAUGUGAAUGAGUGUGAUGAAAUACCAAACCUUUGCCUAUUUGGCUCCUGUUUCAACCUCCUGGGGAGCUUCGAAUGUGGGUGCCGACCGGGCUUUAUACUGUCUGAGAAUGGUCGCAGGUGUUUUGACACCAGGGAGAGUUACUGCUUUACCCGCUUUGAGAACGGCAAGUGUUCUCUGCCCCAGGCCUUUAACACCAGCAAGGCCAAGUGUUGCUGUAGCAACAUGCCCAAGGAAGGCUGGGGUGACCCCUGUGAACUCUGCCCCAAGGAGCAUGAAGUGGCGUUCCAGGACCUGUGUCCGUAUGGCUAUGGAAUAAUCCCUGGGAUUGGAGACACACGCGUUGACCUGAAUGAGUGCGUGGAGAACCCGGGCGUCUGCAACAACGGUCACUGCAUCAACACGGAUGGAUCCUUCCGCUGCGAGUGUCCGACAGGCUACACGCUUAACUACACGGGAGUGCACUGCAUCGAUAUGGACGAGUGUUUGGUGGGAAACCCUUGUGGUAAUGGGACAUGUUCCAACGUCCUGGGAGGGUUUGAGUGUAGCUGUGUGGACGGCUUCGAGCCAGGACCCAUGAUGACCUGUGAAGAUAUUAAUGAGUGCUCUACCAACCCCCUGCUCUGUGCGUUUCGCUGCAUCAACACCUUCGGAGGCUACGAGUGUGUGUGUCCCAGUGGCUAUACCCUGAGAGAGGACCAGAGGAUGUGUCAGGAUCUGGAUGAGUGUUACGAGGGGCUCCACGACUGUGACUCCAGAGGCAUGUCCUGCAAGAACCUCAUCGGCACCUUCAUGUGUGUUUGUCCGCCGGGGAUGGUACGUCGCCGGGACGAUGAAGUGUGUGAGGAUGAGAACGAGUGUCGUAGCAAGCCGACGAUCUGUGAGAACGGCCGCUGUGUCAACACGGUUGGCAGCUACAUGUGUGAGUGCGGAAGCGGCUUUGAACCCGACUCCACACGGACCCAAUGUCUAGACUACAGGGAGGGCUUCUGCUUCGCUGAGGUGCUCCUGACCAUGUGUCAGAUGUCUUCCAGUGGUCGCACCCCCACCACCAGGUCUCAGUGCUGCUGCCAGGGGGGGCGCGGCUGGGGCAACCAGUGUGACCUCUGCCCCCUGCCUGGCACGGCAGGCUACAAGAAGCUCUGCCCACACGGCCCAGGCUACUCCACCGAUGGAAUGGAUAUAGAUGAGUGCAAGGUCAUCCCUGAAGCCUGUAAGAACGGACGCUGCAUAAACACCAUGGGAUCCUAUCGCUGCCACUGUAACCACGGCUACGUCAUCACCAUCACCGGGACGGCCUGCAGUGAUGUGGAUGAGUGUUCCAUGUCCCCCAAGCCGUGUAACUUCAUCUGUAAGAACACCGAGGGAAGCUACACAUGCUCCUGUCCCCGUGGUUACCUUCUCCAAGAAGAUGGCAGGACCUGCAAAGACUUGGACGAGUGCCAGUCCAAGAGGCAUAACUGCCAGUUCCUGUGUGUCAACACCAUGGGUGGAUUUACCUGCAGAUGUCCCCCUGGCUUCACCCAGCACCACACUGCCUGCAUAGACAAUAACGAGUGUUCUACUGACCCGCUGCUGUGUGGUGCCAAAGGCAUCUGUCAGAACUCCCCUGGGAGCUUCACCUGUGAGUGCCAACACGGCUACCAACGGGACGCCGCGGGACUGAGCUGUGACGACGUGGAUGAAUGCGGCAGCAGCCACAGGUGUCAGCACGGUUGCCAGAACAUGCCGGGGAGUUACCGCUGCGGCUGUCCCCAGGGCUACACGCAGCACUACCAGUGGAACCAGUGUGUGGAUGAGAACGAGUGCUCCGACCCGGCCAGCUGCGGCUUGGCCUCCUGUUACAACACGCUGGGCAGCUUCAAGUGCGCCUGCCCCUCGGGCUUCAGCUUCAACCAGUUCAGCAGCAGCUGUGAUGACGUCGACGAGUGCUCCGACAAGAACCCCUGCAGCUACGGCUGCUCCAACACCGAGGGGGGCUACCUGUGCGGCUGCCCGCCCGGCUACUUCAGAAUGGGCCAUGGUCACUGUGUGUCAGGUCUAGGCUUUGGCCAGGACCAGUAUGGGACCCCGGUGGCAGAAGGUCCAGCGAUAGAAGAGGACAACGCCCUCUCCCCUGAAACCUGCUACGAGUGUAAGAUCAACGGAUAUCCCAAAAAGCACGGACGCAAGGGACGCGACGCCAGCGGAACCCAAACCAGAGAGGGCACCCAGGUGAGCCUGGCCAGUCUAGACAUGGAGGUGCCCAUCUCCCUGCUCCUCAAUGUCUCCCAGCUCAAACACGAGCAGAACAUCCUGGAACUGGUACCGGCCACUGAGGCCCUAGCCGGCCACGUACGCUACAUCAUCGCUGCCGGCAACCAUGGCGGCCUGUUUCACAUCCGGGAGCGUGACGGCCUGAGCUACCUGCAUUGCACCCGGAGGAAGAUGGCGCCGGGACAGGAGUACACGUUGGAGAUUUCCAGUUCGUCGCUUUACGGUGAAGCCCAGCUCAGGGAUCAGGAGGACCGCUGGGACCGAGACUACCUCACGGGGGAGGUGCUCGGGGAGAACCUACGCAUGAGGCUGCACAUCCGACUGCAAUAAAUGGCGGAGGGUUGAGGACAAACGGGUAAACAACCUAGUUUUUCUUACAAGUUGGCGCCAUUCCAGUUCAGCGCCAUUUCGAAGGCUGAAGUCCAGUGGGGGGGAGGGAAUGUCGGUUUUUGACCUCAAAGUACUGUGAGGAGUCUCUGCGAGACAAGUAAAUCUUGAACGCGAGACUUUACAUCUCCGGUUCGUGGAGUGACCUUUGCUAUUGCGCUGCGUACAUGAGCGAAUGACGUGAUGUUCACAUUUCCUCUAUUGUUUAGUUUGGUUAUGGUAAGGAUCUGAGACCGGCAUACUGAUAGUAAGCAGGCAGAUUUAGCAGUUAGUUUUCAGAAAGUACACGUUAGGAAAUCUGUGUUUCAUCUUGAGCUUAUUGUGAAUGUACAAUGAUACUUUGGUGCACGUUACAUGACAAUGUCAUGGUGAUCAGUUUGCUAUAGGGAUCACACUUUGUUUACCCUGACUCAGGUCUUGGUGAAUUCAUUUUAGGAAAACAAGGAGUUACAUCAUUAUAAAUAAUAGUAAUCAAACUGUGUAUUCUUACAUAUGUACAUAUUAACAAUCCGUAUUUCAACUUUUGUCAACUGAUUUUUUAUAUUUAUUUUAGUACUCAAAAGACAGUAUUUAAAAGAAAAAUGUUAGUAUUUAAAAGAAAGAUGCACAUUAUUGGUCCAAAGAAAUUCUACUUAAAGGGACAUUUACAUUUUUACAUGCUCUAAAUUUGUAUUCUUUACUUUUAUCUCAAGAACAUUUGUCAGGUGGAACUAAUGUUUUCCAACAGAAUAAAUAAUAUAAUUUUUUAGAGACACUCAGCUACAGAAAAAGAAAAUAAAGUAAAAGUACAAAGAGAUUUGGAUCUGUUAAAUCAGUAUUUUUAUAUUAAUUAUAUUUUAAUGCUUACUCAUUCAAACCUUCAAACAAAAAGAGAAGUGUUUUACAUAAAGAGUAAAUCAUUGCAAGUUGGAUUUAUUAUUCUGGGUCAUAUACAAUCAACUAAAUUGAAAAAAAUUAUAUAGAUUUUUUUCUUCCAUUACAAAGCUUCCCAAACCCUUCAACUUUUUAAAGAAACUGUCUUUUUGGUUGAAUGACUUCUUUACCUGCUUAUAUUACCCAUGAUGCAUUUUGCCAUUGGGUUUACUUACCACAUAGAUGAAAACCCAUCAAGCAGGACCUGUGCUCAAACAUGCAAUAAUCCAUGGUUGUCUAACUGCAGUGCAAUAAUAUCCUUGUAUCUGAUUGUUAGUAGUGUGUAUAUUCUAAUAUGUGACACAUAAAAUACAAUACAAAUGAAUGAACAAAGACCAACCAAAGACAAAAUAAUGAAAUGUGCAAUCAAGCAAUAUAAAUUAGAGAGUUGAAGGAAAGAAGGGGUCAUAAGAAUUGAAUCAGUCAGUCAAAUAGAUUUACUCUCCACUGUAAAAUGAGGACAUUAUACCAGGCAUAUUCUUAUGGUACUAACAGUGACAGAAUUAUCAGAGAAAAGGGGAACAGACUUGGAGGCCAUGGCCCAUAGCUGAGAGAGAGAAAGAGAGAUGUAACUUUAAUGGCUCAGAGCAGUACCUCUCGAGGAAGGCUUACCCACUACCCCGGCAGGUAGCUGUUGAGACGUGAGCUUUUCAUAAAUUUACACUUCAGUAGAUACGCUGAAAAUGCAUUGAGAAUCUCUCAGGAAUGUCCCUAAGGUGGUGUGAAUAGCCGAAGGUGUGUGCGUGCGAUGGGGUUUGAUAAGAACAGCACACAUUUCUGAGAAACACACAACAAUAAUUAUUGCAUACAGAUGACGAGGGACGGGUGUUGGUCUGCCCAAACGGAACACUUUUCCCUUGGGGGUUCGUUCUGUCCUCACCAAGGUUCAGAAGGCCAACGUGGAAAUUGGUUAUUUUAACAAAAAUACUGUCCUCUAUCAAUGCUUUGUGGAAUAUUUGAUGUCUAGCUUUAACUUCUCUGAUUCUAAGUUUUUUUUUUUUGUCAUUUAAAGUAUAUUGAGACUUUGUCAACCCAGAGAAAACGUUACAAAUGAUCCUGAUCUGACCAGCAAUUCAAACCCCUGCAAUUCUCUUUACAAGAUAUACUACUUAUGAUAUGUGAUUGUCACACAAUAAUGUUUGAUCGAAGGUAAUUAUAAUUAGUGCAAUUCAAAUGUUUUUUAGCUAGAACUAUUUAAAUGAAACCACAAUAGAGGAGACUGUGGCCAUUCGUUUUUAACUGGUGCUCAAUGAUAACACACUACUGUCUAUUGAAGUGAUUCUUCAGAACCGGGACUUGCAAAAUGGCCUUGUUGCAAACACUGAACAUUUGUGCCAAAACAAAUAUAUAAAAAUCUGUUUAUUGAUUGUAUUUUUGUAUUUUUAACUGAAAUCCUUUUUUACAUUAUAUCAUGCAGUUGCACACAUACAGAUAUUUGUAAAUGUCUGGGCUGUCCUGUUUUAUUAAUUGUGAAUCAUUUUACAGCAAAACAUUUUUUUAAUUUUUUUUUUUACGGUGACAAAGGUUAAUUUCUCUGACUGUUUACUUCACUACAUAUGUUGGUGCUGCAGAUGAUAUUACUACAUUGUAUAGAAUAAUAAAUGUCAAAGCACCUGAAUCUAAAAAAUAAAUUUUGCUGAACUAUC